GUGGAAGAUGUUAUUUACAAAUAGUUGUUGAAAGAGGCCAUCUAAGCACAUUACAAAAUCUGAAUUCAUCAAAAUACAUUACACUCUUCUGAUGCAGUAAUGUCUUCUACUUAUUUUACUGUUAUAUUGAGCCUUGUUUUUGCACUAUUUGUUGAAUGCUUUGCUAAUCCCACUGCAAAACUGAUUCAGGCUCCUCUGUCUGAUCUAGAGGCUAAUGCAGCAGCAGAAUCUGCGAUAAAUGUCUACAAUACGGGGUCGGACAACCCUUUCCAGUUUAAACUGCAGAGACUGACCAGUGCCAGCUACAAGGUGUUACAUGGUGGAGAGAAGAAUUAUGUAUUAAAGUAUGAAAUGAAAGAGACUAUUUGUCCAAAAGGAAGCAAGGCACGCCCACAGUCCUGUUCUUUUCGAACUGAGCCUGACACUAUUCUGGGUGUUUGUGAAGCUGAAGUACUUGCUGAACCAAAUUCCAAAUUUAAAGUGUUUCGGACUCCCCUGUGCAAACUACUUAAGCCUGUUAUUGAAGAAGUGACAGUCCACUCUGUAAAAUGUACAGGAUGUCCAGAAUCUGUCUCUCCUGAUGAUCCUAAAGUGAAAGAAUCUGUGAAACUGGCACUUGAAAAGUACAAUUUGGACAAUGCAGAAAACAGAACAUUUAUUCUCAGUAAAAUUUCUUUUGCAACCAAAGAGGUAACAAUAGGAGAGAAAAUCUGGGUCAGUUUUAAAAUUCAGGAAAGCAGCUGUCCACCAAAAAGCAGACCGGAUUCUCAGGAAUGUCUACCAAAAGAGCUUGGCAUAGCGGUAAUAGGAGAUUGUCAAGCUGAAGUGCUCUUCUUGUUUGCGGGACGUACAGGUCACAUCUACAGGCCUCCUAAAUGUACAUUGGUGCAUCCAGUUAUAGAGAAAGGUGUUGCUAUUACAAAGGUGACAUGCAUUGGUUGCUCCGUACCCCUUCAUGUAAAUGAUACCAGAGUUCAGAAAAGUGUUAAUGAUACCAUUGCCAAGUUCAACAAUAUCAGCCAGUUGGUUCCAUUUGCAAUGGAUCAAGUCAUUUCAGCUACACAUGAGUCCAUAGCUGGUGAAGAAAUCACUGUACAUCUUAAACUGAUUGAGGUCAGUUGUCCUGCAGGUCAUGGAAGUAUCAUGAAAAAAUGUCCACCAAAGGACUCUAGAACAGAUGGGUCUGCUGUUUGCCUUGCUGACCAGAAGUACAAUACAGAUGGAAAUCUAGUGUAUCAUCAUUUUGUCUGCAAUGUGACCAAAAGUGGCCAGGUGAAACCGUUAACUGCUACAGCAGUACACCAUUAUGAAAAAGACGAAGAAAAUUCUUCACCAGCAGAGGGAGGAAAGCCAGAUGGCAGAAAACCAGCAAUUGCUCAUACUCCAGGAAAACCAGCAAAAGAAACAACUUCUACUGAAGCAGGGGGGAAACAUUCUCCUAAAAGACCUGAAGUGGGUCAAAGAGACUCUAUAACUACUAAACCCAAACCUCCCCCCAAGAGUGGAUUGAGUGACUUGGAUCUUCUGGAUUUAUUAUAAAAAUCUGUGGUUGAAAUUUUUUACAUAAGAAAGAAAAAAAAAAGGCUUACAUUUUUACAGUUGUAACAACCUUUAAAUAAAUGUGUCAGAAAACA
Molecule: messenger RNA, 1634 nt
Organism: Protopterus annectens (West African lungfish)
Lineage: Eukaryota; Metazoa; Chordata; Ceratodontiformes; Protopteridae
Product: kininogen-2-like
Exons: 10
Coding region: 100-1539 (479 amino acids)
Biological process (GO): negative regulation of endopeptidase activity
Cellular component (GO): extracellular region
Molecular function (GO): cysteine-type endopeptidase inhibitor activity
Source: RefSeq, a predicted model, not a curated record